CCCACGGGGCCGGCUGCGCCCGCGGCCCCGGCGGCUCGAGAGGCGGCGGGCGAGGAGGGGCCGGGACCCCCGGGGGCGUGCGGGGUUGCCGACAGACAUCGGUUCGGGUUUAUAGGGAUUUGUUUAGAUCGCAUUUUAAUGUAAAACCCACCACCCACCCGCCGAGAUCUUGUGACGAUGUGCUGAACUUUAUUCCCGCUGCUGGCACCGUUUUAAUAGAAGUUUGCGUCGGUCGCGGAUUUGGUGGCAACUUCCGUGUGCGUUGUGCGCACUUCUCGAGGGCGUCGGCGAGCAGAGGAGAACCUUGUUUGUGUUCGGGGGUAGGGGGAUACCAGUGGGGCCCAACUCUGUGAGCAGGUAGCUGCAGGGGUGGACGUGGUAUGCAACAGGCCACACAAUGUGCACUGAAUGUCCGACGUAGAUUCCGGCGUAAGGAAGGAGGCGAUGGCGUCAGUGGCCCUGAACGGGAUGAGCGUUUGAACUCGAGGUCGGAUUUGGCACCUUUGGGGGGACGGGGGGUAACAACAAUAACUUGACGCAUAUCGUAGCAAGAGGAAUAUUUGUAAAUCAGUGCCGUGAACUACAGAGAGAUAGAACUGCCGUGCAUUGUCUUGCGAGAGCGGUGUGCUGAUAGGCAACGUACAAAAGCGAUGACUUAUGGGAUGGGGCAAACAUUUAUCUAUACAGUACAACGAUUUAUUAGGCUGCACCGCCGUCUGCUGGCCAAAAUGUGUGAAUACUGAUAAACUUUUUUCCCCCCAGGAUAACUUCACCGCGAAUCUCGAGGAUUUUGAUUUCAAGAGGGUCUCUUGCAUUUGAACGGCAAAUUCCAUUCAUGUGUAUUUGGCAUGUAGGAGUAACACUAGAUAAUGCAGAGAAAACUUGGAAGUUGGGGAAGUCCUGCCAGAAAAUGGUUCCCAAUGGUUAUUGUUUAUUCUAGAUUUGAAGCUUUCGUGACUGCAAGGAUUUAUACUCUUAGGCUUUUUCGGUAAAGUCACGUAGGUAAAAAUAAAAAUAAAAUUAAUGGAAGUAAUAAUAGAAAUAUUGUUUAGGUCAUAGAGAGUAUAGAGAGUAUUUGUGAAGUUUUCCCCCUACUUUGUCACAAAUAAGGAGAAUCCCGCUGUCCUAUAAUGAUUCAACACUGAUUACUAACUCGUCAAUGAGCUUACUAUGUAUGUGCUACUUUGUAUUUAAUGGUGCUUCAAUUAGCCUAAUCAUCAUUUACCUCCUUGUUGAAAUCGUAAAUAUUUUAUUGUCAAAAAAAUGCUGCAUCUCAUUUCGCCAUAUCUUGAAAUGUGGGGAGUGGUCUAUGGUGUCAUAGGAAACCUGUUGUUCUGGAAGAGCUCGGGUCAUUACUUACGUUUCUCUGCACCCAGAGAUGUCUCAGAAGCAGGAGCUGGUGAGCCGACUCAGGCAGCAGGACAUGACUGGGAGGCUGUGGCCCUGGCUGGCCAAGCUUCCUCGUGCGUCCGUGCUCGUGCCGCUGUUGUUGUGGAACGGAGAGCCCCAUGUGCUGCUCACAGUGCGCUCUGAGCAGCUGCGAACAAAUAAAGGAGAGGUUUGUUUCCCGGGAGGGAAGCAAGACCCGCAGGACCAGGAUGAGACAGCCACAGCUUUGCGGGAGGCACAGGAGGAGAUCGGACUGCCCCCUGAUCAGGUCGAGGUGGUGUGUCAGCUCGUGCCCAUCAUCAACAUGAGGGGAUUAAUGGUCACCCCGGUGGUAGGAUUCGUGCCACCGGACUUUGAACCGAAGCCCAACCCGGAUGAAGUGAGUGCCAUAUUCCACAUGCCGCUGGCUCACUUUUUGAGCCCCAUCAACCACAGGGACCGUAAGUUCACCGCGCCAGGAGGCUCCACAUUUAAUAUCCACUACUUCACCUAUCAGGAAGCGAAGAGCGGUGAAGCUGAGGGACCUUCUUAUCAGAUUUGGGGCCUGACUUCCAUCAUUUGCAUCGUGGUUGCCACCAUCGUCCUUGGCCGAGCGCCUGAAUUCCCGGUGAAUUUCGACGUUUCAAAUCCCCAAGGUUUUAUGGAGCAGUAUCUGAAUGAUAGAAGGAUCCCCAAUAAGCUUUGAGAGCAUUAGCCUGAUACUGAAGUCAUAAUCAUCUGAAAACAUGAAGCUGAUCAUUUGUAAAACGGUGUACAGCAAUCCCUUGACAACCACGCUUUUGCCAACCAUGGUUUCGAGUAUCCACGCAUAAUAUUAUUUUUACCGUUUUUCUGCCAACCACGGUUUGGUUUUUCGUUUCCCGUGACUUGAAAUCUUCAAGCAUCUGCCACCGAGGGCGCUGUAAUACUCUAAAAUCGUACACCUGACGAAUCAAGCUUAAGAUCGAUGAUCCCAUCGCAGUCCGCUUUUAUUGUACCACGGCUCCAUCAAGCACGUGGUGUACCCAUGCUUGUCCACUUACAGCACUUGUCCGCGUCGUUCAGUGUUGUGCAGCAGUCGACCUCAUGAAAGUGUACCAGCAAUUUUUGCCAUUAAGCAUGGCACCGAAGCGUCGAGCUGGUGGUGAAGGUGAGCGUAAUGUGAAGAGGGCAAGGGAAGUGGUUUGUCUUCAGACAAAAAGAGUUCUUAGUCUUGCCAACCACGGUUUUUGCCAACCAGGGGGGGUUUCAGGAACCUAACCACCGUGGUUCGCGAGGGGUUGCUGUAUAUAUUAUUUGAAAUAGGUUUAAUUGGCUCAAAACACAAGCUCUUAAAAUCUAAGCAGACCAACUCUGGAUUUUACAGGCCCUUUGUUAUAAGACCGCCUUUUUACCCAUGAAGACACCCACCCCUUCUGAAGAAAUUAGGAACACUUCCCCUUGUGUUUACUAUUGUCUCUUCAAACAAUUCUUUACAUUCUCACCAUAAUCCAACUGAUCCACGUAUAUUAUUUUGUAUAGAUACACUGUAUACUCAAUAUACAGUAUAUAUUACAAAGUUAAUAAUGUACCAGUGGCAGUACUUUUUAUGUAAAACAUGUAUACCCAAAAUGUAAACGGAACAUUAAAGAAACAUGUGAUAAUACUUCUAAUUGUUAAAUGAGCAUUGUGCAUUGAACAUUGUGUGAACAGUGACUUGGAUAACUGUUGAAAUACUUUAUUAAAAUAUUGAAUCAUUUUA
Lethenteron reissneri (Far Eastern brook lamprey) is the source of this 3109-nucleotide messenger RNA. Its product is annotated as peroxisomal coenzyme A diphosphatase NUDT7-like. Gene Ontology annotation, biological process: nucleoside diphosphate metabolic process; coenzyme A catabolic process. Gene Ontology annotation, molecular function: magnesium ion binding; manganese ion binding; coenzyme A diphosphatase activity. NCBI's taxonomy places the organism in Eukaryota, Metazoa, Chordata, Hyperoartia, Petromyzontiformes, Petromyzontidae. The record is from RefSeq and is a predicted model, not a curated record.